Symbiodinium sp. CCMP2592 is the source of this 357-nucleotide messenger RNA. Lineage: Eukaryota; Dinophyceae; Suessiales; Symbiodiniaceae. The record is from the annotation of a GenBank genome assembly.
AUGUCCCUGCAGACUGCCUCGGUGUACCACAACCCGCGGGGGCAUGACAUUCGGGCAGGGGCAGCGGUUCCCGGCUACGGCGGCUUCAUCCCCUCAAAGGUAGCGGGAAACUGCUUCGGCAAGCGCAUGGCAUUGGACAACCUGCACGCUACCGAGAUGCGACGGGCAAACGAUGAGGGCGCCGAAUGGCGGACAAAUUGGAUCACUGCCUGCGAGACAAAUCGCAAAAGGUUGGCCCACGGAGCUUUCGCAGUGAACGACCACUUCCAGUUCACUCGCGACGAUCCAAAGCGGGACGUGUCGCGUCCUUGGAAGGUUUGGGAGCCAAAGGCUCCCCACCAAUGGAUCAGAUACUGA